Molecule: messenger RNA, 3152 nt
Organism: Bursaphelenchus xylophilus (pine wood nematode)
Lineage: Eukaryota; Metazoa; Nematoda; Chromadorea; Rhabditida; Aphelenchoididae
Source: the annotation of a GenBank genome assembly
AUGUCCCUAUGUCAACUGUUCCUCCAGACUGACGCUGCCUUCAUUUCGGUAGCCCAGUUAGGAGAACUCGGACUAGUCCAGUUCAAGGAUGUAAGGUUUUAUUUUUACUUUUGUUAAACAGUUACAUAUAACAAUUUAUUGUUUUAGUUGAAUCAAAAUGUUUCCUCAUACAGUAAGAAGUUUGUGAAUGAGAUCCGCCGAUGUGAUGAAAUGGAUCGGCAGAUCAGUAAGUGGACUGGAUACUGGUAGUCCUAAUUUCAGAGAGUAUCGAGGAGGACAUCGAGUCGGCCAAUAUCUACAUUCCUGAUGCCAAAAAUAAGAUCCCAGCUCCACUUCCAAGGGAUAUGAAUGAACUCGAGGUAUUUUUUUUUUAUUAAAGAGACAUUCCAACUAAUUGUAAAAUAAUUAAAUUUUAGACAAGCUUUGAGAAGCUUGGAGAAGAGCUGAGUCAAAUAAAAAGUUCGACUAACAGCCUGAAAAGGAAUUAUCUCAGACUGGCCAAUACCAAACAUGUUCUCCAAAAAGUGCAGAUUUUGCUGGACGAGGUCAGUCACUCUAUCCCUAUAUUAAUAUUGCUUUAGGGGCAAAAGAAUCAUGCGAGACAAUCUAUAUUAGAGGCCCAAGUCCAUGCUCCGGUCCUUUCCAAUGGCCAUAUCGGCCAGGAUAUUCUGGUCAAAGAGACAGGAGAUCUAAAGUAGGUUGUUUAUGUCAUCAUGUAAUUACAUAAUAAUUACAUGUAAGACUAAAGAAAAAAUCCUAUUUUGGGACCUUGAAAAAGACGUUAAAUUUUUUUUCUCAUGUCGACCUUAUUUUUCCCAUUCUAUUUUUUUCAAAAAAAUGUAAAGAAAGCGCUUCUAUGUACGAUUCUAGUUUCAUCGCUGGUGUAAUUCGCCGAGAUCGAGUGGCCGCUUUCGAGAGGGUCAUCUGGAGAAUGUGUCAUGGCAUGGUUUAUGUGAGGACUGCUGACAUAGAACCUGAAGAGAAUGCUCCAUUUGUAAGUACUCUUUUAUUACUCAAAUAAAACAAUAUAAUUUUAGAAAGAAGAUGCAAAGUAUGCCGUCUUUCUGUUGUUCUUCUCCAGCUUUAAGCUGAAAGAAAAAGUAUACAAAGUCUGUGAUGGAUUUAAGGCCGAGAUUGUUGAGAAUUGCCCGGAUUCAGCUGAGCAGAGAAAGAGAUUACUGGUUGAUACGGAUAUCAGACUUCAGGAUUUGAAUACAGUAAUCUACAAGACACUGGAACACCGUGAAAGAGUCCUUCAUGCCGCCGCUUUGAAUGUCAAAACCUGGGAGAUUCAGGUAAGAUGAAAAAAGAUUUAUAUCGCUUUAGGUAUUGAAAUUGAAAUCUGUAUUCCACACUCUGAACAUGUUCAACAUCGAUGUGACGGAGAAAUGUUUGAUCGCGGAAUGCUGGAUCCCGACCUGUGAACUUCAACAUGUCAGAGGAUGUCUUGAAUAUGCUACAGUAAGACAAAUAGAAUCUAAAUAUUUGCUUUAGGACCUGAGUGGAUCCAACGUGGCUUCAAUUUUGAACAUUGUACAUACAGAGCAGACCCCGCCCACUUAUCAUAAACUCAAUAAGUUUACAAAGGUGUUCCAAGGAAUCGUUGAUUCUUAUGGAAUCUGCAAUUACCGUGAGAUUAACCCAGCUCCAUGGACUAUAAUCACGUUUCCCUUCAUUUUCGCGGUCAUGUUUGGUGAUAUGGGGCAUGGAUUGAUUAUGAUAUUGGGAGCUCUGGCCUUUAUUCUCUUCGAACAGAAGAUCGAAGCAGCCAAGAUCAAGGACGAAGUGAGUUAAAGCAGUCAGGAUGAUGUCGACAUAAUUAAUUACAGAUCUUUAACACCUUCUAUGGUGGCCGUUACGUGGUUUUAUUGAUGGGAUUGUUUGCCGUUUACACUGGAUCCGUCUAUAAUGACGCGUUUUCUAAAUCGAUCAACCUGUUUGGAAGUGAUUGGCAGAAUAUUUACUCGUAGGUUUAAGGUUUAAAAAAAUUAUAAUUUUUAGGGAAGCGCGUUUCAAACGAGCAUUUGAGGGCAAAAAAAUUGAUGAAUUGGAGGAUUUGAAACUGGAAUUGUUCCCUGAAAAAUCAUUCCAGGGAGAUCCUUACGUCUGGGGAGUCGAUCCUGUUUGGAAUGUGGCCGAAAACAAGUUGAAUUACCUGAACCCAAUGAAGAUGAAGUCCUCGGUCAUCAUUGGGAUCGCUCAGAUGCUAUUCGGCCUGGUUCUCUCCUUGCGCAACUACUUGUGAGUCCUUGGAUAUUCCUGCAGAUCUCUCCAUUUAGACAUCAGAAGUCGAUGAUCGACGUGUUCUUCGUUUUCAUUCCUCAGCUCCUCUUCCUAUCACUUAUCUUCAUCUAUCUCUGUGUCCAAAUUGUCCUCAAAUGGAUCUUCUUUCCUGCUACCGCAGCCAUUGUGUUUGGCCAAGUUUAUCCGGGAUCACAUUGUGCUCCGUCGCUGCUGAUUGGACUCAUCAAUAUGUUCAUGAUGAAGCAGGGAGGAGAAGGAUUUGUGGAACAGACUAGCUUGAAUCCGGGGAAUAAUUACACUGAAUACGAUCAAUGCUCUGUCAGACAAUGGUAUCCUGGCCAGGCCUCCAUCGAGACGGUGUUUCUGGUUAUCGCAGUCCUUUGCAUCCCCGUUAUGUUGUUUGUAAAGCCUUUCUUGUUGUUGCGGAAGGUAAAGAGAGGUGAGAAAGUUCAUGUGCACAGUGAUGAUGGACAUGGGGAGUUCAAUUUUGGGGAUGUGAUGGUCUACCAAGCAAUCCAUACCAUUGAAUUUGCAUUGGGAUGCAUCUCACAUACAGCUUCGUAUCUUCGACUGUGGGCGUUGUCCCUUGCUCAUGCUCGUAAGAACAGAGACUAGUAUUAGUUUUUUCCCUUUCAGAGCUCUCAGAUGUGUUAUGGGAGAUGCUGUUCAACAUGGGGUUGACAACUGGCGGAAUUGUCGGCGUAGUUAUGACUGCUGUUAUCUUCUUCGUGUUCGCAGUGUUAUCAGUCUCAAUUCUUGUGUUAAUGGAAGGCCUUUCUGCUUUCCUUCAUGCCCUUCGUUUACACUGGGUUGAAUUCCAGAGUAAAUUCUAUGGGGGAGAUGGGAUCCCUUUCGAACCUUUCUCCUUUGCUCAACUAAUCAGACUUCAUGAAGGUUUAGACAGUUAG